Messenger RNA from Rotaria socialis, 1920 nucleotides. Lineage: Eukaryota; Metazoa; Rotifera; Eurotatoria; Philodinida; Philodinidae. The record is from the annotation of a GenBank genome assembly.
AUGAUGAAUAAUAACCCAGUAACACCAACAGCAGUCACUUUGGAAAUAGAUGAAGAAGUUCAUACGAAUCAAAAUCCAACGCUUACAUUUAAAUCAAUUAACUAUUUUAUACAUGUACAAAAAUUCUGUAACCUAUGUCUAGUGCCAUGUUUACAAAAAGCUCAAAAACAAAUUCUAACGAAUGUAUCAGGUAUUUUCCGCACAGGUAUGAAUGCAAUCAUGGGACCAACUGGUUGUGGAAAAUCAUCUCUACUUGAUUUAUUAGCUGAUCGAAAGGAUCGGGAAGGUUUCGAAGGUGAAAUUCUACUCAAUGGCCAACCACGAACUCAAAAUUAUAAAUAUCAUGUUGGCUAUGUUGUUCAAGAUGAUAUCAUCUGUGGAAAUUUAACUGUCAAAGAAAAUCUCAUGUUUUCGGCUAAUGUGCGAUUGUCGACAAAAUACACCGCUGAUGAAAAAACUAAAAUCGUAGAGCAUGUUAUUCUACAGCUGGGAUUAGGAAAAUGUGCAGGCACUAUCGUAGGAAAUGAUUUAAAACGGGGUGUAUCAGGUGGAGAAAGAAAACGAACAAAUAUUGGAAUGGAACUUGUUCUAUCACCUUCGAUUCUUUUCUUAGACGAGCCCACCACUGGUCUUGACUCAUCGAUGGCUCAUAAUGUGAUGGAAUGUCUUCAUCAGCUAUCUCGUACAGGGUGUACCAUUGUGUUCUCAAUUCAUCAACCUCGAUAUUCAAUCUUUAAAUUAUUCGAUACUCUAUUUUUACUUUCUGCUGGACGUUGUACUUACCAUGGUCCUACAGAUAGUGUUUUAAAUUUUUUUUCGUCAGUGGGUUUCUCAUGUGAAGAACAUAAUAAUCCAGCAGAUUUUCUUCUUGAUAUAACACAAGGCGAUCAUCCACCACCCUCAACUCAACAGCAAGACGAUAUUGAAUCCAGUAAAGAAAGGAAACGAAUUGAAGUAUUUUUCAACGAGGAAUAUAUGAAAACAGAUAUGUAUAAAUCAAUUCAAGCGGACAUUCCUGAAAAAGGUGAUUUAUUAAAUGGAGAUAGUAAUAUGAAUGAUGUUCGGUUAAUGAAAAAAUCUCGUUCAAAUGACAUGUAUUAUGUAUGUCAACGAACACUUCGAAAUUCUUUUCGAGACCCCACAUUAUUCAUACUGCAAGUAGUGAUAGCAAUAAUUUUAGGUUUGCUCAUUGGUUUAAUUUAUUUGAAUAUUGAUAAUACAACAACUACGGGUGUUAAGAAUCGAACCGGCGCUAUAUUUUUUAUCAUUGCAAAUCAAGUGUUUUCAAAUCUCUCAGCACUUGAGGCUUUCAUUAAAGAACGACCCUUAUUUGCCCAUGAAAAUGUGAGUGGAUAUUAUCACGUAUUAACUUAUUUUUUAGCAAAAGUCCUUUGUGAUAUUAUACCAUUACGAACGAUUCCUGCUAUUGCAUUUUCAAUUGUUUCUUAUUUCAUGAUGGGGUUCCAACAAACAGAAGAAAAGUUUUUCAUUUUUUUCUUCUUUAUUUGGCUCGCAUCGAUUUGUGCAUCAACUGUAUGUUUUCUUGUUUCGGCUAGUGUACGAAAUUUUGGUGUUGCCAAUUUGGUUGCCGGCCUGUUUUAUGUAGUGACACUUAUAUUUAGUGGAUUCCUGGUCGAAAUUUCGUCUGUUGUUGUUUUUGUUCGAUGGAUUCAAUAUUUCAGUAUAUUUCGCUAUGGAAUCAAUGCACUUUCCAUCAAUGAAUUCAUGGGUUUAACUUUUUGCUAUUCAACUAAUUCGACUGUCUGUACAGAAACUGGCGCAGAUGUCUUAUCCGGCCUCAAUGUUGACCAUGGAACCGAUUGGGACUUAUGGAAAAAUUGUGUUGCUUUAAGUGUAAUCACAGUUGGUUUUCUUACUUUAACUUAUGUUCAAUUACGUCGUAUGAAAAAAACCAAAUAG